UCCCUGGUUUGGAGCCGUUGGGGAGCGUUCAUCAGCUCGACUUUUGCGCUAAACUGCGCCGAGUAUGAGAUCUAUAAAUCAUGAAACCGAUAUUUUCACCUAUCAAACAGGUGAGAAAUCGAUGCCCGCAUUAACGGUUAACGCAAAAGUCACGCAAAAUACGUAAAAUUUCGGAAAUAUCCUCCGUGUCAGAGCGCAUUUAGACCAGACGCCCACGUUAAUGGUUCAGGAAAUUCACAGUGAUCGCUGUCCAGCAGCCGAUGAACUUCCUGAUUUCGGUCAGUUGAUUGUCAGCAGCAGCGGCCCGUAACGUCAACAUGCCGUCGGUUAUUGACUCGCUUGAAUCCGGACUGGACUUCAUUGGAUAUCUGGGAGACAGAAUAUCCAACAACAGCAAAAAGGAACUUCGGGAAAUCUACAACUCUGAAUUUAAGGGCAGAGAGGGAAUAAAACAUCCUAGCUUUUCCAGUGUCAUCUAUGCUCUUCUGAAAUUCAACAAAGCCCACAUAAAACAUGGAAAAAUCUACAUCAAUGUCAAACCUCAGGUUCGAGUGUACUGUGACCAGUGGAGGAAGCCCCGGGCCCCUCAGCCGCACAGUCCCAGCUCUGGCCCUCAGAAAACAGCUGAGACACCUGCGCCCUCCUCUGUUCCCUCCACCCCGGUGAACCCUGUGCUGACCCCUAAGAAAAAGCUGGCUACAGAAGUCCUUAAGAAGUUAAAAGCUAACAGGAAAGAGUUGACAGCUGACAAGGGGGGCAUUGAGAUCACCUCUGACCCCGUGGCGAGCGGUGGCAAGGUUCAGAUCACAAUGGACCGUCUGAAGGAGUUGUUCAUCGUCAGGUUCCACAUCGUGAACAAGGGAGCCGACUGCAUCCACUUCACCUACUACACCGCCCUGCACAAUAUGCGCUGUUUCACUCUGGAGGACGAGAGGAGAGUCACCAGAGCCUGUCCGCUGUUCCUCUGUCCUGGGGAAAGCUAUGAGAUUUUGGUCCGCUACAAGCUGUACCACUAUGGAUAUUUUCCUGCCACAAUGUACUUUGAGUUCUGCCCGGAUCUACCAGCAUCUGUGCCCUUCUGCAUCGUGAGGGAGAUGGAAGCUGCAGCCAGGACUCCGCUGGCUGUGGAGCUGGGGCCUGUGGCUCCUUACAAACCAUUUCAGGUGGUCACACGCAAGCCCGUUGACACUGUGAUAGUGGAGGGAGUGCCUCCCGAGAGUUCUGUUGUCCAGCAUCUAAAGAUGAAAUUAGGAGACUACAAGUACCCUCGUUACCUAAAGGAACUGGCUAAACAAAGGAUGGAGGACUCUGAGUAUCUCUCUGCAGCUGCCAGACAGAACCUGGCAUCAGUGAAGGGUCUCCUCCACUCUCCCUUACAGAUGAAGAACUACCUUCAUCGAUUUCACCUCCUGCUACACCUGGAGGAGAUACAGAUGGAGGUGGACAUUAGGAAGUAUGACCUCCACAGUCAAACCAUGACUCAAGACAAGAGCAACAAAAAGCUGCUUGCACUUAGAGUACCUGGUGUGGCUGAGAAUCGGCCAUCCGUACUUCGAGGAGAUUGUCUGAGGGUGUCCAAAUCUGAAGACACGGUCCAGCCGAUCACUGUGUACACAGGAUAUGUGCACAGAGUAGAGCUAGACAGUGUGAAGCUCGGCUUCUCACGGAGGUUGUUGCAAUUUUUCCUUAGCAAUAUGAAGUUUGAAGUGGAGUUUACGAUCAACCGAUACCCCUUGAGGCUGCAGCAUCGGGCGAUGGACUUGGCAGCAAAACAUAAGCUCGGAGAUGUGCUGUUUCCAUCUGGUGCAGCAGUGACUAAUAUCCCCAUGCCUAAACUCAGGAUGUUCAACCGUCAGCUGGAAAACAACCCGGAGCAACAGGCUGCGGUCCAGCGCAUUGUAGCCGGAUCAUCAAAACCUGCUCCUCAUCUUGUGUUCGGGCCUCCUGGAACUGGAAAGACGAUUACACUGGUGGAAGCCAUGAAUCAGGUCAGCAGAGCAGAUCCAUCAGCCCGCAUCCUGGCCUGUGCACCUUCAAACAGUGCAUGUGACUUGCUCUGUGAGAGACUGAUGGUACACAUGGAUCCUUAUCAGGUUUAUCGUGUGUACGCCAGCAGCCGUGACCCAAGGACCGUCCCCCAGCAACUACUGAAACAUUGUAACUGGGACCAGAGACAAGACGCCUUUGUGCUCCCAGAUACGGAGAUUCUGAUGAAAUACACGAUCCUAGUUACAACUAUGGUCACAGCUGGCAGACUUGUGUCUGGAGGAAUCCCCGUUGGCCAUUUUAACUAUGUGUUUGUGGAUGAAGCAGGACAGGCAGUGGAGCCAGAGUGCGUCAUUGCUAUUGCAGGUCUGCUCAAUCCUGAGAAAGGUCAGUUGGUGCUGGCAGGAGAUCCCAAGCAGCUGGGACCGAUCCUUCGAUCACCUCUUGCAAUGCAAUAUGAACUCGGGCUUUCUCUGCUGGAGAGGCUGAUGAAACAGAACACUUUAUAUCAGAAGACUACAGACUCUGGCCACUUUGACGGCCGCUUUGUCACAAAACUGCUGCGAAACUACAGGUCUCACGUGGCCAUUCUGAAAAUCCCCAACGAGCUGUUUUAUGAGAAUGAACUGCAGGUAUUCGCUGACCAGUGGGAGCGCGAGGCUUACUGCAACUGGGAAUACCUUCCCAAAAAGGGCUUCCCAGUGAUCUUCCACGGGGUGAUGGGGAAAGACGAGAGAGAGGCCAACAGUCCGUCUUUCUUCAACGUGUCCGAGAUUGAAAUUCUGGUCGACUACCUCACCAAGCUGAUGGAAACGCAAGGAAAGAAGGGUAUCCCCAAACUCACUGCAAAAGACAUCGGCAUAAUCGCCCCCUACCGGAAACAAGUUGAGAAAAUCCAAAAGGCUCUGAAGUCUGUCUCAGCGUUGAGUAGAUGGAACGAUCUCAAAGAGCUCAAGGUGGGGUCUGUGGAGGAGUUUCAGGGACAAGAGAGGAAGAUCAUCAUGGUUUCUACCGUCCGCAGUAGCAUCAACUAUGUCAAGAUGGACGAAGACUUCAACAUUGGUUUCCUGUCAAAUGAAAAGAGAUUCAAUGUGGCCGUGACAAGAGCCAGAUCCUUGCUGAUAGUCGUGGGAAAUCCUGUGAUCCUCAACAAGGAUCCCACCUGGGAGAAGUUCAUCAGCUACUGUGUGCAGGAGAGGGGUUACACUGGAUUUGACUUUAAAGAUGCAGAAGGAGAAGACGAUAUUGUGUCAAGACUGGCAAACCUGAAAAUCAACGUGGAUUCUGGAAGUCCUCUGGCAGAGGAGAGUGCCCUCCAGCAGUACGUGAAUCCAGAAUGGAAAAAUGAGCAUUAAUAUCUUCUUUAGACAACAAACACAAAAUGAAGAAGUGUUUGCAGUGUCAACCACAAAAGACCAUUAGAUACAAGAUGUGUAGCAAGUGUCAGAACUUCAUUUUUUCUCUCUUUGUGCUUUAAACACAACAUUGGCAUUAAUUAUUUGAUUAUCCUCUCCUUAUGAGCCUUUCUAGGAAAAAUUUGCAUAUUUUGGUGCAAUAAACAGUGCUUUGUUUUUGAUGACAAUGCCGAAAUGAACCAUUGCAUCUUUUGGAAUAUACCUUUCAAUUUCUCUGCUCAGUGUCCUUAAAUAAAGCUGUCGUUUACAGCAAGUUCAUUUAACAUGAAGAUUGCUGCACAUGAGCAAUCGAUUUUCUGGGUUAGACAAUAAAGAGCGACUGUUCUAUUUCUCAGGAAUUUAUCACCAUGUCUUAUUGCUGUUUGCACUUUACAAGUCUGUGUCUCUUUUUAACUCAUUUAUUCUUUCUAACAGCAGUUGAGGACUGAAAAAAUAAACUUUUGAACCGUA
Messenger RNA from Thunnus maccoyii (southern bluefin tuna), 3851 nucleotides. RefSeq names its product Mov10 RISC complex RNA helicase a (gene mov10a). The transcript has 22 exons. The coding region runs from base 318 to 3341 and encodes 1007 amino acids. Gene Ontology annotation, molecular function: 5'-3' RNA helicase activity; RNA binding. The record is from RefSeq and is a predicted model, not a curated record. NCBI's taxonomy places the organism in Eukaryota, Metazoa, Chordata, Actinopteri, Scombriformes, Scombridae.